UGUGAUCCAAUACAGCAAGAGGCUAAGAUGCCAUUCCAGGCCAGCGACUCUCAGAGUGAAUCGCACAGACGCCAUCUCUCCGGGCCUUUCCUGCUUACGCUGGCGAGUGCGUGGUCCGGUUCUCUGUGCAUGGGAAUGACGCUGGGCUACACUUCGCCGGCCGCGAGCAGCGACUGGGCCGCGCUUGAGAAAGACUGCACCGCCGUGCACUCCGCCACUAGCUCCGCCUGGUUCAUCUUCCUGCUGCCGAUCGGCGCUGUUCUCGGCACUGUACUUGGCGCACUCGUCAGUCAAGCAAUGGGACGCCGGUUCACCCUGCUUCUCAGCGCCGUGGUUUACGUGGCGGGAUACGUCAUCAUCUUCGCCAACGCCUUCAUCGUCACCGUCUUGUUUGGCCGCUUCGUGACGGGCAUCGCCACGGGAAUGGUGUCCCUUUGCGUGCCCGCCUACAUCGCCGAGGUUUCCUUGCCUGCUCAGCGAGGAUCCAUGGGUGGCCUGCUCCAGCUUGCCAUCACCGUCGGUAUUCUGUACUCUUACACGCUGGGACGCUUCUUGGAGUGGCAACUGCUCGCAGUAGCCUGUUUGGCAGGCGCCGUCCUGCUGGCUGCUCUGAACCAGUACUCGGUCGAAUCUCCGCGCUGGCUCAUGAUCAGUGGCCGCAGGCUGGACGUCCUAGAGGUUCUGUGGAAGUUACGCGGUUCCAGCGGGAAGGUGGACGAAGAGUUCUAUGCAAUCGAGCAGGUGUUCGCCCAUGCCCCCACGCGCUUUGCCCACGUCCUGCUGGCCACGCAUGCUCACUUUAUCCAGCAGUUCUCGGGCAUCAACACGAUCAUCUUCUACGCUCAUUCCCUGUCCAUCCAAAGCGGCAUCUCAAUCAGCACUGCGGACUGCUCCAUCAUCGUCGCCAGCCUGCAGGCAAGGGGCAUGCGCGUCCUGCGCUGUUUGUCUGCUGCCAUCUUCGUCUUCUUCUUUUUCUCCAAGCACGCCAUGUCGCGAGGUGGUUCAGAGCGUGCGUACACAUGGCAGCAGCAUGGCUACUCGCUCGGCCUGGGUCCCGUGGUCUGGAUACUCGGGGCCGAGCUGGUGUGUUGCCGAGACCGCGGCAUGCACCUAGCCAGCGUGUGCGCAUUCAACUGGGCCUGUGUUCUCCUGGUCACGUGGUUCUCCACGAGCGUACGGGACACCAUCCACCUGUCCGGACUGGCCUGGUUUUUCUCUCUGGUGACCACAGUUGGCGCCGUUCUCUUGAUGCUUUUCAUGCCCGAAACGCAGGGACAGAGUCUCGAGCAGAUCCUCUUGGGACAUUUUCGACAACCCGAGGGCUCGUCUGGCCACUCUCCGAAGGCAUCGGUGCUCAAGAGGAUAACCGCCCACGUCGCGAAGAUGCCCUGGAACAUCGCCGAGCUUGCGGCAGAAAACAAGGUCGAGCUCACGGGGCCCAUGCUGAUGACGCUCAGCAGCACCUGGGCCGGGUCGUUGUGCGUGGGCACCACCAUUGGUUACACGACGGCGGCGUUGACCAGCCUGACCAGCGGCACCACCGAUCACAAGUUCGACACCGAGGAACAUGGCGUCUGGUUCGUGACGCUUCUGCACGUCGGUGCCACGACGGGCUGCGUCAUCGCCGCCCUGGUGGGCCAGUCCAUGGGCCGCCGCUUCGCGCUCCUCGCCAGCGCGCUGGGCUACUUCGCGGGCUACGGCAUCAUCUCGGUGGCGCGCAACGACUACCUGGUGCUCUUCGGCCGGUUCCUGACAGGCGUCGCCACUGGCAUGGUGUCGCUCUGCUCGCCGUCCUUUUUGGCCGAGAUCACGGUGCCCGAACAGCGCGGAACCGCGGGCGGUAUCCUGCAGGUGUGCCUCACUCUCGGCAUCCUGUACGCGAACGUGAUGGGCCGCUACCUCAACUGGGAUGGUCUCGCGUUCCUGAGCAUGGCCGCGAGCAUCCCUCUGGUCGCCACCUGCCAGUUUGCGGUGGAGUCUCCCCGUUGGCUUCUGCUGCAGGGCCGCAAGACCGAAGCCAUCGAAGUGCUCGGCAAGCUGCGAGGACCUGCGGCCAAGCUCGACCGCGAGUGGGCCGACAUGGAGACCGUGUACGCGAAGGUGCCCACGCCUACAGCGCACAUCCUCGGGGCCAUGCAGGUUCACUUCGUCCAACAGUUUUCGGGCAUCAACCCCGUGCUCUUCUUUUCACAUUCCGUCUUCGACCAGGCAGGCCUCGCCUUACGCGUCCAGGACACGAGCGUGAUCCUCUCCGGAUUUCUGGUCGCUUCCACCGCCACCGCCGUGAAGCUGAUGAGCGUGUUCAGCCGGAAGCGCCUGCUCACCGUGUCCGCCUACACGUGCGCUUUUUCCAUGAUGAUCCUGGCCACGCUGUAUCAAGUGGGCGUCGAGGUGGACGAGGCCGACCCGAACGCGCCGAUCGGCAUCGCGCGGCGGCUUCCCAUCGUGUUUAUCGCGCUCUACAUAAUCGGCUUCUCCGUCGGCCUCGGCCCGAUCACGUGGCUGAUAUCCGCCGAACUGGUGCCCAUGCGAAACAACGGCGUCUUCUCGGCGCUGGUGGCCGCCUUCAGCUGGAUCUGCGCCUUCCUCGUCACCUGGUUCUUCGAGAGGCUCCACGAGACGCUGGAGCUGUCCGGCGUCGGUCUCCUCUUCAGCGCGCUCACGUUCACGGGCGGCCUCAUGAUGUCGUUCUUCAUGCCCGAGACGCAGGACAAGACCCUCGAGGAACUGCUCCUCGAACCGCACAGGAAGACGCGCGAUGACGCGGCCUCGACAUCGUCCAAGGGCUCGGGGGGUUCGCGAAGAUCGAAGCGCUGAUGCGACUUCUUCUUGAAAAUUGUGUCUGCGCCGCUCUGUCUACCUUCUUGGCGCUGUUUUACUUCGUCAGGUUUUCUAUAGUACAUUUCCGAAUCUCUGGUUGUUGAUCAAUUCACAUUUGUCAAAAGCCAUAAGCCUCAGCUUUAAUUCUUUCGUUUUCACCUCGAAGCUCUAGCCCUACUGCAGGCCAUUUACCUCACUCAAAAACAGCCCUAGUCGACCUGUCCUUGACAGACGUGGCCUUGAGGCAUCGAGGCAAUGAAUCGUGUAAUUAUUAUUUUUAAUGCGUUAGCAUCAAAAGUGUCAAAUUGCAAAAAAAAAUUGUAUACAUGUGAAUUGUGGGAAGACGGUCGCGUGCUAUGAGUACAG
This is a messenger RNA of Dermacentor andersoni, 3186 nucleotides long. Lineage: Eukaryota; Metazoa; Arthropoda; Arachnida; Ixodida; Ixodidae. The record is from RefSeq and is a predicted model, not a curated record.